This is a messenger RNA of Brienomyrus brachyistius, 1097 nucleotides long. It is a transcript of the gene mrpl9, whose product is annotated as mitochondrial ribosomal protein L9. Gene Ontology annotation, cellular component: mitochondrion; ribosome. Gene Ontology annotation, molecular function: structural constituent of ribosome. The record is from RefSeq and is a predicted model, not a curated record. Lineage: Eukaryota; Metazoa; Chordata; Actinopteri; Osteoglossiformes; Mormyridae. Gene Ontology annotation, biological process: translation. The coding region runs from base 190 to 954 and encodes 254 amino acids. The transcript is spliced from 7 exons.
UUCGGGCUCAGUGUCGCGCCAUGCUGUUCCGCGAUUUCCAAGUAGACUGUCAGUUGGGCUGUUUAUGUGUUAAAAUGUUGUAGAUUAAUAUAAACAACCGAUCAUAACAGAGCUUUACGUUUUGCUGUCAGAAGGAGUUUAUUAUUAUUUUCUCCCUCAUGGUAAGGAUAAUUAGCCAUAUAGCUCAUUAUGUUGGCUCAUAGUCGUUUUGUCCUUCAAAAUUUGGUCCGGGAUCUAAGUAAAGUCACGGUUUCUACUGUUCAGCGCAUCUCGCAAACAGCUUGCAAGAACACAGUUGUGGUUGAAAGAUGGUGGCAGGUUCCACUGUCAAAAGAAGGACGGCCCCCUAGGCUCUACUCCCGCCGACAUCGCGUUUAUCGACUUGUGGAGGAUACGAAGCAUGCGGCUAAGCCUGAAAAAAUGGAACUCAUCCUGACACAGACUGUUCCUAAGCUGGGGGGCCGAGGUGACAUGGUUUUCGUGAAGAAAGCUUUAGGCCGCAACAAGCUUCUGCCUGAGGGCCUGGCAGUGUACGCCUCACCAGAAAACAAGGAGAUGUUCCAAGAAGAAUUAAGGCAACUGCGUGAGGGGAAAGUGGAGGACAGGAUACAGACACGCACCGGAAAGAUGACUGUUGAGUACCUGAAACGCUGCCGGCUGGAGGUGGGGAUGAAAAACAACGUGCAGUGGGUGCUGUCAAAGGAGAUUGUGUGUCGUCAGUUCCUUUUAAAGCUGGGAGUGUUUGUACCAGCUGAUGCCUUGACCCUACCAGACGAACCAAUCACAUGUUGGGGAGAGUAUUGGUGCGAGGUCAAGGUGAACGGCAUCAACGCGAUCCGUCUCCCGAUGUCCGUGGUGAAGUUCAUCAAGCCAAGAAUGCAGCGUUAUAAAAACAGGCUGGAAAAGCAGCCACCGGGCAAAGCACAGGAUUUACCCAAAGACGAGGAGUCUUAGCAAUACCCAAAUGUCUCAGAACAGCGGGAGGCGGAUAAAUGACUUGGUGUGAAAGUGAUGCAUCGUUGCAGAGGUCAUGGACUGAUUACAUAUACUGGCCACCUGACUUAUAACUAAGAAUUCCAUUAAAAAUGCUGACAAUU